Aureobasidium subglaciale EXF-2481 is the source of this 888-nucleotide messenger RNA. RefSeq lists its product as uncharacterized. Gene Ontology annotation, cellular component: mitochondrion. The transcript is spliced from 2 exons. NCBI's taxonomy places the organism in Eukaryota, Fungi, Ascomycota, Dothideomycetes, Dothideales, Saccotheciaceae. Gene Ontology annotation, biological process: mitochondrial fission. Bases 1 to 888 code for a protein of 295 amino acids. The record is from RefSeq and is a predicted model, not a curated record.
AUGUCCGACGACAAGAAAGAUAACAGCAAGAUCCUCGACUUCAACGAUGUGCCUCGCGAGCGCUCCGAACCCAGACCCGACUUCUCAAAACCUCUGCCUCGCAAGAGACUGCCAGCCGCCCUGCAAGAUACUCUGGACAAUGAAGAGAAGCUGUGGGAGACCAUGUAUGAGGGACAUGCCCAAGAGUCGACCGAGAGCUCCGUCCGUUACGCUGCUUACGCUUCGAGAGUCCGUACAAUUCUGAUGUCGGCUCAUCGUUACGUUGCAUACACCAGCGAUAUUGGCGAGAGCUUCAGACCGAUUGCGCACCCUUACUUGGUCAAGGGUGCCUACGGUGUCUCUUGGGCAUACCUCAUUGGCGAUGUCUCCCACGAAGGCUACAAGGCCUACAUUCGCAACCAGCAUGUGCUGAACCCAGAGACCUACACCGACGCUACUGGUGCUGCAACGGACAGCAAGACUGUCACUUCUCAGCUUGCAUCCAAUGCCACUAGUACCGCCGUGGCCCAAACUACUCCUGGAAAGGUUCCCCUCAUUGAGGACUACAGAACUGUCAUGGUCCAGAGAGCAAUCUUCCAAGGUGUUGCUAGUAUGGGUCUGCCAGCCUUUACCAUUCACUCAAUCGUAAAGUACGCCGGCAAAGCUCUGAAAGACAAUAAGAAUGUCAAGCUCCGCACCUGGGGCCCCAUCGGUUUGGGCCUUGCCGCUGUCCCUGCUCUCCCCUUCAUGUUCGAUGAGCCGGUAGAGACGGCCGUCGAGUGGGUCUUCCACAAGGCCUGCUCAGCCAUCGGUGGAGAAGAAGCUGUCCACGGUCGUCCUGAGACUGGUAGAUCAGCUCUGUCGCAAAUAGAGUCCAAGGUUGUUGCCGCCAAAGAGAAGGAGCUAUAG